AUGAAAAGUAUAACUUUUUUCGUGCUUAAUAUAUGCUCCACCCUAAUCCUUUUAUCACACUGUGAAGAUAACAGCCUAUAUUCCUUUGAUAUUGUAAACGAGACCAGUUGGAUAAAAAUCGCAAAGAAAAUAUUUAAAGAGAAAUCUCCUUCGAAUUUCACAAUCAUACCGUUUAAUAAGGAAAAUUCAGAUGAUAACGAAAGUGGUAAAGAAGAAUCAAUAUUAUUAAUUAGAAAAAAAAUCAAACCAAAUAAUGGUAAUGCCAUAAUACCUGGAGAUAGUAAUAGUGACGAUAUCAACGAUUUUAGCUUAAAUUUUACACCAAAUCAAUUUUCUGAUAAAAACGAAGAUAUCGAAGAUAAUCCCGAAUACCCAACUACUUCAUACAAACCAUCUGACGAUCUUAAUUCUAAUUCCUCAUUUAUCGAAGAAUCAGAAAAGGCUGAAACAGAAUUGGAAUCAGAUUCAGAAAAUAAAAAUAAAGAUAUAAAUAUUAGUAGCAAUUUAGAAGAAAACAACACAAUGAAUGAAAGUGAUAAAAUUGACAGUAAAUAUGAAUUGACUGGAAAUGAAAAAUGUGAUAAUUCAAUGAAACUAGGAAACCUUUCAAAUUAUACAAAUCAAGAAACUAUUAACAAAUCAUUAUCUGUUGGUGAAACAUUCUGUAUUGACUUCGAAGGAAAUGCUGGUACUGGAUAUAUAUGGGUAUUAUUAGGAAUACACAAGGAUGAACCAGCUAUAAAUCCUGAAGAAUUCCCCAAAAAAUUAAUUAAAAAACCCUUCUUUUCAGAAGAAAUUUCUGUUACUCAACCCAAAAAAUUUAAAAUCAAUGAACAUAAUAGUUCAAAAAAUGUAGGUGACGGAAACAAUGCAUCAGAGCAAAACGAAAAUGAUUCUAAAGAACCUAAGAAACCCAAAAUGCAUAUCCUUGGAGGCCCAGAACCAGUACGAAGUGUAAUUAAAGCUCAUAAACCCGGAAAAUAUUAUAUUGUUUAUUCUUAUUAUAGACCAUUUUCACCAGAAUCAGGAGCAAACACUAAAAUUCUUAACGUAACUGUCCAAUAA
Messenger RNA from Plasmodium vinckei vinckei, 1065 nucleotides. Its product is annotated as inhibitor of cysteine proteases, putative. The record is from RefSeq and is a predicted model, not a curated record. Bases 1 to 1065 code for a protein of 354 amino acids. NCBI's taxonomy places the organism in Eukaryota, Apicomplexa, Aconoidasida, Haemosporida, Plasmodiidae. The transcript is spliced from 2 exons.